AUGAAUUUUUAUAUUUCUCGAAGUUUACAAUAUUUUCGUGUUCGUCAAUUUCAUCUUUUUUCAUUUAAUUUCCUUGCAAAACACAAAAAUAUCACACUAGAUAAGCUUAAUUCUAGACCAAAUUUAUCACUUAUAUUUAAUAAAAGAUACUCUUUAACUUUUGAUUUUAGCAGUCGAUUAUUUUGCAAAUAUGGAUCUUAUCGUUUUUAUACAACUAGUAAUACUAAUUUUGCAAUAGAACCUAAAGAAACGCCAAUUGAAUGGAAGACAUUUUCAUUCUAUUCCUUUAAUUGGAAUUUUCAGACCUCUCUCCAAGAAUUGCGAGAAAAUAUGUUAAGUCGUCUUGAAGAAAUGGGGAUAGUUGGAAGAAUUUAUAUUGGUUCCGAAGGAAUAAAUGCGCAGGUUUCUUGCCCUGAAGAAAAGUUAGAAGAAUUAAGAAAAUAUUGUGAAGAAGUAUUAAAUUUAAAUGACUUGGAGUUUAAUUUCUCAACAUAUCAUGUAAAGGCAUUUAGAAAAUUACAUGUUAAAGUUAGGAACAAGAUUGUCGCAGAUGGAUUAGAAUCCGAUUUAUAUGAUCUUUCCAAGCAACCAAAACACCUUGUACCAGAAGAAUGGCACAAAGCAUUAUCCAAUGCCAAAGGAUCCCUCACCCUAAUAGAUAUGAGAAAUCAUUAUGAGAGGCAAAUUGAACUUUAUUUUUCAAAUUUUCGCAGCGAGAUUGGUUAUUUUGAGAAUUCAAUACGACUAGAUGUGGAUACUUUCCGUGAUAGUAUCAAGGUCAUGAACGAAAUAUGCGAGGGAAAACAAAACGAAGAAAUUUAUAUGUAUUGUACCGGUGGCAUUCGAUGUUCUAAGGCGGGGUCCAUAUUACUUUCUAAAGGUUUUAAAUCAGUUAACAUGCUAAAGGGGGGAAUUACAGCAUAUGGACGGUUUGUUAAGGACAAUCCAUCAGUGACUUCCUUAUAUAAAGGUCGCAAUUUUACUUUCGAUAAGCGACUUGGCGAACCAAUUACAAAUGACAUCAUUUCUCAAUGUCACACGUGCGGCAAACCAUGUGACACUCACACGAAUUGCAGGAAUAAAACUUGCAAUUUAUUAUUUAUUCAAUGUGAAGAGUGCAAAAUUAAAUUACAACGAACUUGUGGCACUGAAUUUUGUUUACAAUUAAUUCAGGCUUGGGAUGAAAAGUAUGGCAGACCAUCAACGUUUGAUGAUGUGAAACCAGGUUUAGAGUGCGUUUAUGAUCAUGUACAUCGAACAAGACCCAAAUUGGUUAUCAAAAGGUUGGGCGGAACAGCAUCAGAUAUUUCAACGGAUAUUAUCCCAGACAUUAUAGAUCAAAGAGAUAAGCAAAUGAAAAAAUGA
Molecule: messenger RNA, 1365 nt
Organism: Funneliformis mosseae
Lineage: Eukaryota; Fungi; Glomeromycota; Glomeromycetes; Glomerales; Glomeraceae
Source: the annotation of a GenBank genome assembly